CGCCGGACGCUGAUGACGCACGUAUCCCGCGACAAACCUGUUGCUUAGCAACUCGGAACACCUCGGCGUAAAAGCGGUCGUCUGCACAUUUUGGUUUUAAAAUUCACAAUGCUUGAUGCGGCAUUACGUUCAUAUGAUGCUCAAGUUGUCUUGGCUACAUCGAGUGAUGAGAAUUAUCCUGCGGAGAAUAUAAUUGACGGGAAAACGGAGACGUUCUGGAUUUCAACUGGCUUGUUUCCUCAAGAGUUCAUCAUUCGCUUCUCGGAUAACAUGAAAAUACUCACUAUUUCCAUUCACAGCUACAACAUUAAAAGGUUGAGAAUAGAAAUGAGCACAUCAGAGGAUGCUGAUAAAUUUGAAACACUUGCAGAGACAGAGUUUGAACACAUUGAGAGCGGUCUACAAACUAAUGAUAUUUCUGUUAAAGUACCAAAUGCAACACACUUGCGGUUUAUUAUAUUAUCAGGAUAUGACCAUUUUGUCUCCGUACAUAAAGUUAGUAUACAAUCAUGAGAUCGCCUUCGGUGUUAUUAAUUUACUAGUAUAUGGAGUAACUUAUGUCAUUGGCUUUACAGUCAAGUGAAUCACAAGAGUUACUGAUAUCAUCAAAGUUUAUGAAUGUCUAUUUUUCUAAACCAGUCAACCUUUCCAUAAUUCACUUAAUGUGCAAGUCUCCUCUUUGCUUUUGUAAACAAAUGAUUUAAUGCUAAAAGUUAAGUUUGUUUCUAUAUUCUGUUUGGUUCAACAUUUGUUUAUCUUCCUUAGAUAUUUAAACAGUAUGUUGGCAAUAGCAUUUAUGAUUUCACAUUAUAACAUUUUAAAUAAAUUAUGAACGUAGUUUAACCACA
Molecule: messenger RNA, 848 nt
Organism: Triplophysa dalaica
Lineage: Eukaryota; Metazoa; Chordata; Actinopteri; Cypriniformes; Nemacheilidae
Gene: hspb11
Product: heat shock protein, alpha-crystallin-related, b11
Exons: 5
Coding region: 109-513 (134 amino acids)
Biological process (GO): intraciliary transport
Cellular component (GO): intraciliary transport particle B; centrosome; cilium
Source: RefSeq, a predicted model, not a curated record